CUUCCUCGAAACAAACAAUGGCAUCACAACUUCUCUACCUUAUCCUAGCUCUCCCCAUCAUUGUUCUCCUCCUGUUGCUUCAUCGUAAGCACAGGCAAACCCAAGGUUCUUAUCGCCUCCCACCUGGCCCUCCAGGUCUCCCGCUGAUAGGCAACUUGUUCGAUAUCGAUUCCUCGGUUCCUCAUCGCUCGUUGUGGCGGCUCUCUCGGGUAUAUGGAGUCUUGAUGUCGUUGAAACUGGGAUGCACUCGAGUAGUCGAGUUCUCGUGGUUUCCUCGGCCAUUCUGGCCGAGGAAGUCAUGAAAACUCAGGACCUUGUAUUUUGUAGCAGGCCAUCUCUUACCGGCCCGAAUCAUCUCUCCUCUUCGGUGAUCGGGGAACUGGGUGACGGGGUGUUGCGAAGUCGCCGACUGAUAUUCGAAUCAGGCUUCGCGCGGAAUGGAUGCCGACGGCGAGAAGAUUUAGGGUUAUAGAGGACAACCGUCUUUUCAAAAAUGGUUAGGCAUUCUGUUAAUUAAUCGUGAGUUUAAUUACCAUUUUUUAUUUUCAUUAAUAAUCUUAUUAAUAUUUA
Messenger RNA from Linum trigynum, 570 nucleotides. The record is from the annotation of a GenBank genome assembly. Lineage: Eukaryota; Viridiplantae; Streptophyta; Magnoliopsida; Malpighiales; Linaceae.